CUUUCUCUGUGCUUGACUAUUCCCGUCUCUGUGGCUAAUGAUAAAAACACACACACUCUGAAUAUAGACGUUAAACCGGGCGGGCUGUGGCUGAGUGAUAGCAGGUCCAGCAUUAUGCAAAUUCGCGGGGUAGUGCGGCGGCAGCGCCGAGCAGAUUAGGACUGUGCUCGGGAUCAGGGAGCCACCGCUGCCUCCGUCUGCGGGAGCAACUAGUGCCUCUGUUUUCCACCCUGAACACACUCGGCUCACACACACACUCUGCGUUUGGCUCGGCACGGUUUCCACGCGCGCCCUGAACACGUGUCCGACGAAACGAAGGGUAUCUGUAAUGCAGAGUUGAGAUUUAUCUUUCACACCCAGCGUGGAGUGUUUUUUACGGGCAUGCGCGGCGCGCUCACAAACCCCUCCCCCACUCAGUUAGUUAAGCCAGCGCUGUUUCAAAGCGUCACUCACUUUUGGAAAAUAGACUCCUGACCCCUAAUAACCUGUAACACGCUGUUGGAAAACUGUUUCCCCUCAUUUGUGCAGGGCGCAGAGCCGCUGCUGCCUUCCUUGUGUUACAUUGUAGAGGCAGUGUUCCCGUGCUCUGCUCUGUACUGCGCUUGGUUUGGGGUUUACAGAGACCGAGCUGUAAGUAGGUCGGGCUGGGCUUAAGCGGCUUAGCUACGUCAGCCUAAGCUGGGAGGAAUUCAUCCAAAGCCCUCCGCGGUAGGCGGGGGCCUAAACGAGGCUGGCCUAGUUAAGCCUGAUUCUUAUUGUGUGCUGCACAGCCUGUUUUUGUUGUGCAACGUAGCUGAGAGGGUAGCCAGGAGUAGUGUAUGAAUCCCUGCACAUGUUAGACAUAUCUUAUGAUUGAUUUAGAGAAGAAGAAGAGAGGGCAAAUGAGACAUGUAUGGGAGUUAGACCAGUGGUAGCUUUAUCACCGUCGACCAAGAGAAGCCAGCAGCAGGGACAAAAAAAAAAAAAGACAGGUGGGGAGAGUGAGGAUCCACAGUAACGAGUGUGGGUUCUGAGGGGUGACAGCCAUAGGCCUGACUUGGUCUGUGUGAGUCCGCUAUGCUAUAGGAUGGCGUCUAGCUCUGUGUUUUUAUCCAGUAUGGUGGGUAAAGCUCGCUCCUCCAACUUCACCCUCUCUGAGAAGCUGGACCUGUUGAAGCUGGUCCGUCCUCACAUCCGCAUCCUGGAGGAGCACACCAACAAGCAUGCGGUCAUUGUGGACAAGAACAAGUGCUGGGACACCGUGGCUGAGCAGUACAACGCCUUGGGCGGGGACAGACCCCAUCGUACUGCGCAGGGCCUCAGGACCCUCUACAAGAGGCUGAAGGAAUCAGCCAAGCAGGAAGUGAUGCAGCGGAGACACGCUCAGCCAGAGUACAGAGCGAGCAUCUCUGAGCCAACCAGGAGAAUUAUGGAGAUGAUCCCUCACCUGUUUCACCACGUGCCCAUCCACGAAAAGGACCAGGCACUGCGCAGAUUAAUAUACAGCAAGCACAACUCUCCUGUUGAACAUCCUGGCAGCAGCUCCUCUCUGGCUGGACUCCAGGAUUACUCAGCAGCUGUCCCAAGUAUACCCCAUGAGGUGGUCCAGCUGGACCCUGAAGAGGAUGUAAAACCACCGCCAGAUCUCCCCAUCCUCUCCACGCACACAGGGCCAGGGCUGGAUGGAGGCCAGGAGCGGGAGGGGGAGCAGGACUUGGGGAGUGUCCACGAUUACGAAGCAUCUCUGUCUCCCACCCCUUCCUCUGUUAACAUCCCGCUCUCCACCUCGCCACUGCCCUUACGCCAUGACCUCUACCCCAACGACAUCUACCCCCACCACGAGCCCGACAGGUUUCGUCCUCUGCACCUGGCCAAAGAGGAGCAUGAGCUGGUGUUAGCCAAUCACAGGAAGGUUGCCCUGUACCUGGAGGAGAAAAGGGAGGGGCUGAAGAGGAAGCAGGAACUGGAAGAGGAACUUCUGAGAGCCAAGAUCAAAGUGGAGAAACUAAAGGCUGCUCGACUGAGACACGGACUGCCAAUUCCUCUAUAACAAGCGUGAACACACACAUUUGUGGCCAUUGUUGGAAAGAGAGAGGCUGUGAGGAGUCCCUGAGGACCAAUCACGCUCAUUAGUUUCGUGUUUGAGAGCUGUUUCAGAAUUUGAAUUUGUCUUGAAAACAUAGUGCCUCGUACAGACACUCCUAGCCUGUUUCAUAUUGCAGGAUAUGGCUGACUUGUGUUGCCAUCAGUCAUCAUGUUGCUCAUCAGGGUUGGAAGUUUAUCAUCAUUCCUGCGCUAAUAACAAAAAAUGUAAAUGCUCACAAUACUAACAGUGUGAUGGACCAAAACAGUACGAUAAAUUUACGCGUCCAGAUUUUGGAAGGGAAUAUUUGUAGUGGUGAUUGACUUUUACCUUUCUGGCGCUUUUCCUGCCUAGAUCUGCCACCGAUAUGUAUCAAUGAGAUUGUGAGGAUAGCAUUAAGGAUCUUUUUUAUCUAAGAUUGUCAGAAUAUUUGUGGUUACAGCAUUUACUGUCAUGAUAUACUGGAGUGACAGGAGUCUGAGAGCCUAAUCUGACAUCUGUAGAAAUCAGACGUGAUACAUUUAUUAGGCAUUUUAAUUUUGUGGGUUAUAAAAAAGAAAGAAACACUCCAGUUCACUGGUAGAAUUUUCAGAGGUACCAAGAUUGGAGCACAAAUUAAACUUUGGAAAGCCUUAACCUAUCAAGCUAAUAAAGAAAAAUUCAGUGCAUCAAGAUCAGUGAGAAAUUGUAUCUAGUUGCUGAAUUGAUGGCCAGUUCAGUGAACAAAAGAAGGGAGAUGCGGUUUUGGUUUCGUGAUGUUAUUGUUAUUUAAAGUACGUAAUUACAACGUUGAUUGUAUUGUAAUGUUAGUAUAUAGGUGUUGUCAGUCUCUUUUACAGUUUGUCCAUAUGUUUGCUUAUUUCUAUUAAAAAAAAAAAAAAAUAGGGUCAGUAUGCUACUGGUCUUGUGUCACGGAAAUUAUUUGCAAAUGAUCACAUGAUAACCAAAUCAAAUCACGUUUGAGUUGGUACAUGUCGCUACAACUGUCUCAACCUUUUGCAUGUCAAACAUAUUUGUUGUAUUUUCAUUCUAUUUCUGGAUGAGCUGAGGAGUAUUCAGGAUUUCAGGAGUCUGAAUGUGAAGGGGGACAGUCAUCCUGGUUGAAGGUCUAGUAUGAUGUGUAGACUGAGUGCAACAGUGACCUCUGCUGGUGAGUUGUGUGACUUGUCAUUCUGUUGGUUUCUUUCACUGU
Xiphias gladius (swordfish) is the source of this 3254-nucleotide messenger RNA. RefSeq names its product fibrinogen silencer-binding protein (gene fsbp). NCBI's taxonomy places the organism in Eukaryota, Metazoa, Chordata, Actinopteri, Istiophoriformes, Xiphiidae. The transcript is spliced from 2 exons. The record is from RefSeq and is a predicted model, not a curated record. Bases 1067 to 2029 code for a protein of 320 amino acids.